AAUAAAUCCCUAUUUUCUACGCACGGCUUCUCUAAGGUCUCUUCGCGUUUCCUUUCACAGAUUCAUCUAUUAUUCUCUAAUCUCUACUUUCCCUCUCUACAUCUGCAAUUAUGAGCAAGGGACCAGGACUCUUCUCCGAUAUCGGCAAGAAAGCCAAAGAUCUGCUGACAAAGGACUACAACUCUGAUCAGAAGUUCUCCGUCUCAACUUGCAGUGACACUGGAGUGGUUCUUACAUCGACUGCACUGAAGAAAGGAGGGCUUUCAGCUGGCGAUGUAGCAGCACAAUACAAAUACAAGAAUACUGUAAUUGAUGUUAAAGUUGAUACUCAAUCAAACAUUGCAACAACUUUAACUUGCAGUGAGAUUGUGCCGUCAACAAAGACUAUUGCUUCUUUCAAACUGCCAGAUUACAACUCUGGCAAGUUGGAGGUUCAGUACUUCCAUCACCAUGCAACUUUCACUACUGCCGUUGCCCUGAACCAAUCACCUGCUGUGGAUCUUUCAGCGACCAUUGGUACCCCAACUAUUGCUUUUGGUGCAGAGGCAGGCUAUGAGACCUGUUCUGGUAAAUUUACAAAAUAUACUGCUGGAAUUAGCGUGAUGAAACCAGACUCUUGUGCUUCAAUAAUUUUGGGUGAUAAAGGAGAUACCAUAAGGGCAUCAUAUGUACACCAUGUGGAUCAAUUAAAGAAGAGUGCUGCUGUAGGAGAGAUCACCAGAAGGUUCUCAACAAAUGAGAACACAUUUACUGUUGGUGGGUUGUAUGCAGUUGAUAACCUGACAUUGGUGAAAGCGAAGCUCAACAAUCAUGGGAGGCUUGGGGCCCUUUUGCAGCAUGAAGUCAUACCAAAGUCGGUUCUGACCAUCUCUAGUGAGUUUGACACGAAGGCCUUGGACAAGAUUCCCAGGUUUGGGGUGGCUCUUGCUCUCAAGCCUUGAUGGUAGAAAAAUUCAAUACCCUUUCUGAUUGUUUUUUGGAUGCCCUUAAAAGGGUGCUAAAAUAAGUAGUAGUGUUCCACACAGAUUUCUUUCUAGCUUCUCGGUGACUUUGGAAGGAUUUACUUGGAUAUUCAGGUCUAGCCAUGGUCUUAAGCUUUCCUUGUUUCGUUGCUCCUGUUUCGGUAGGAGGCAUUUUGACAUAUGCACUCGUACGCUUUUUUCCUUCUUGUUUUGGUAGGAAGCAUUUUGACAUGCACAUUUGAGUAUCUCGUGCACUUUUUUAGUUAAAAGCAAUUGAUUGGAGGCUGUUUAAAUGCACUCUGUAAAAUGGCUUGAUGUUAUUAUUUGAACCAACAAAGAUUUUGUGCU
Molecule: messenger RNA, 1310 nt
Organism: Cornus florida
Lineage: Eukaryota; Viridiplantae; Streptophyta; Magnoliopsida; Cornales; Cornaceae
Product: mitochondrial outer membrane protein porin 2-like
Exons: 6
Coding region: 111-941 (276 amino acids)
Biological process (GO): monoatomic anion transmembrane transport
Cellular component (GO): mitochondrial outer membrane
Molecular function (GO): voltage-gated monoatomic anion channel activity
Source: RefSeq, a predicted model, not a curated record